CCGACUGCAUCCAACCAAUAUGGCUUCUGAGGCCGAUAUCAAGAUCGAGACGCCCGCGUACGACUACCGGUUCCCGCACACCUCGUCGCACACCAAGCGCUGCUGGGUCAACUACAACCUCUACCAGCGGUGCGCCAUGGACAACGGCGAGGACCACCCCGACUGCCGCAAGUACUACAAGACCUUCCGGUCCAUCUGCCCCGAUGCCUGGUGGGAGAACUGGGACGAGCUCCUUGAGGAGAACCGCUACCCAGUCCAGUUUACCGCCCUCAGCGACGCUGGCCACUGAUGCCACUCGUGACAUCCAAGCUCUCCCUCUUCUCCCCUGAAGUGGCCCGAUGAAAGCAACGUAGUCCA
Thecamonas trahens ATCC 50062 is the source of this 357-nucleotide messenger RNA. RefSeq names its product cytochrome c oxidase polypeptide vib. The coding region runs from base 20 to 289 and encodes 89 amino acids. The transcript is spliced from 2 exons. Gene Ontology annotation, cellular component: mitochondrion; respiratory chain complex IV. The record is from RefSeq and is a predicted model, not a curated record. Lineage: Eukaryota; Apusomonadida; Apusomonadidae.